GCAAACCAGCACUGCACAUCACAUCUUCAGCUCACGAUUUACGAAAAACAGCUCGAAGAACAAUUUCCAAUAUCCAGCCAACAUGGAUGUAUAUGUGAUGAUACGCAAACAUAACAGCACAAUACUUCUCGAUAUUAAAGAAAACACCACAAUUUAUGAUUUGAAGUGCAUGAUAGCGCCCCUCUUGAAUGUUCGACCUUUCGAUCAGCUAUUAUUUUCUAAGGAUAACAAACAGAUGAUGAAUUCGGAUAAGUUGAAGGAUUAUGGCAUCAUAGCUUCGAUUGCAACACCGCAGGAACCUGUACAAUUGAGUCUCGUUGUAAGAGACGACGAGGGGGAUUUUAAUCCAAUUGAUAUCACACCAUAUUCCGAACCACCGCCAUUACCAAUAGUUGGGCCCACAGAGGAGAAGGAAGAAGAAGAAAUGGUUAUUGAAAGUUUAAUACUAAGAGCAACUGAAACCUCCAUGUUCAGUGCCAGACCGACUUCGGUUGAAGAACAAUAAUUGCCCAAAAAAAUACUGAGUUAACGGAUUUAUGACAUUAAAAGAUACUUUAAGUGGAAUUAAAAUAAUAAUUGAGCUAUAAUACUUAGUAUGGAAUGGAUUUGGUGCUAACUUCUGGAACAGUUUAUUUUAUAUAUAUUGAAGCUAUAACUCAAUGAUGUCCGCAAAAAGUUUCAAGAGGUUCAGAAUUAAUAUCACCCGAUUAUGCAGUUCGAAAUAUGGCUUCAUUACAACUCCAGUUGCCUGUUUCUUUUAUUUUGUAACUGACUUGUUUACUGGGAAAGAUUGGAGGAAAUCAUUCAACGUCACUUACAACAUAUUUAAUAUAUUUUGUAAAUUAUUGGAUUGGAAAAAGGCGAUUAUUUUCAAACAAAUGUUCAUGGUGAUAAAAGUUAGCAAGGGUUAGGUAAAUUACAAUUUUUACUACAACGAAUGCCUAUGGGUUGUGUAAAUAUUUUUCUAU
Scaptodrosophila lebanonensis is the source of this 968-nucleotide messenger RNA. RefSeq lists its product as uncharacterized. Gene Ontology annotation, biological process: transcription elongation by RNA polymerase II. The transcript has 2 exons. The coding region runs from base 83 to 505 and encodes 140 amino acids. Gene Ontology annotation, molecular function: protein binding. Lineage: Eukaryota; Metazoa; Arthropoda; Insecta; Diptera; Drosophilidae. Gene Ontology annotation, cellular component: elongin complex; VCB complex. The record is from RefSeq and is a predicted model, not a curated record.